UAACUACUUGAUGGCGCCAAAAGUUUAAGAAAUUUUAGGCGACUUAGCCAUGAGCUCCACCACCCCUUUGGCCACCACCACCGCUCCAACCCGCCACCACCCACCGUCAAUCGACAGACUCACAUCCCUACUCGACAAGCCCCACUCAGUCCACCACCUCCUCCAAACCCACGCGCUUCUCCUCCGCCACAAUAUCCACACUCACCCAAUCCUCAACUUCAAGCUCCAACGCUCCUACGCCUCCUUCAACCGCCUCGACUACUCCGUCGCCCUCUUCCGCCGCACCCAAAACCCCACCGUCUUCUUCUGGACCUCCAUCAUCAACUCCCACUCCAAACGCGGCCUUCACGACUUAGCUCUCACGUACUACACCGAAAUGGUCACCAACGGAGUCGAACCUAAUUGCUUCACUUUCUCUGCAUUGUUGAAAUCGUGCCCCAUUAUCGCCGGCAAAGCCCUUCAUUGUCAGACAAUUAAGUUGGAGUUUGAUUCACAUGUGUAUGUCAGGACCGGCCUUGUGGAUGUGUAUGCAAGAGGAGGAGAUGUUGCGGCUGCUAGACUGCUGUUUGAUACAAUGCCUGAGAGGAGUUUGGUUUCGUUAACGACGAUGAUUACUUGCUACGCGAAGCGAGGAGAGGUGGAUGAGGCGCGGGCGCUGUUUGAUGGGAUGAAAGAGAGGGAUGUGGUGUGUUGGAAUGUGAUGAUUGAUGCGUAUGCGCAGCAUGGGAUGCCGAAUGAGGCUUUGUUGCUGUUUCGUAGAAUGGUUGUGGAGAAAGUUAAGCCGAAUGGAGUGACUGUGCUGUCGUUGCUCUCUGCUUGUGGGCAGAUUGGUGCUCUUGAGUCUGGUAGGUGGGUUCAUUCGUAUGUUGAGAAUAAUGGGAUUCGGAUUGAUGUGCAGGUUGGUUCAGCUUUGAUUGAUAUGUAUUGUAAGUGUGGUAGUUGGGAGGAUGCGCGGCUGGUUUUCGAUAGGAUUGGUGGGAAGGAUGUUGUUGUUUGGAAUUCGAUGAUUGUUGGGUAUGCAAUUCAUGGAUUGAGCCUAGAGGCAUUGGAGUUGUUCAGUGAGAUGUGUAGACUUGGGUACCAGCCUACGGAUAUAACAUUCAUUGGUGUCUUGAAUGCUUGUGCUUAUGCUGGUUUGGUCAGUGAGGGAGAAGCUUUCUUCAGUUCAAUGAAGGAUGAAUAUGGGAUCGAACCAAAGAUUGAGCAUUAUGGAUGCAUGGUCAAUCUUCUCAGCCGUGCUGGGAAAGUAGAAGAAGCGUAUGAGUUUGUCAAGAGCAUGAAGAUUGAGCCUGAUCCAGUCUUAUGGGGGACUUUGCUAGGAGCCUGUAGACUCCAUGGUAAUAUUUCUUUGGGAGAAAAGAUAGCAGAGUACCUUGUUGGACAAGACCUUGCGAAUUCGGGGACAUAUAUACUUCUUUCUAACAUCUAUGCCGCAGCUGGGAACUGGGAUGGGGUGGCAAAGGUGAGGACCUUGAUGAGAAACAGUGGGAUUCAGAAGGAGCCUGGUUGCAGCUCGAUCGAAGUGAAUAACAAGGUACAUGAGUUCGUUGCUGGAGAUAAGAAGUGUCCGAGGAGCAGAGAGGUAUACGCCAUGAUCGAGGAGAUAAAUGGGUGGCUUAAGGCCGAGGGCUACACCCCACAGACAGAAACAGUGCUGCAUGAUCUAGCGGAGAGGGAAAAGGCACAAUCCCUUGAAGUUCAUAGUGAGAAGCUUGCAAUCGCUUUCGGGCUGAUCAGUACUCAGCCUGGAACUACCCUCAAAAUCGUGAAGAACCUCCGUGUCUGUUCCGACUGUCAUGCUGUGACCAAGUUGAUUUCAAAAAUCACUGGAAGAAAGAUUGUGAUGAGGGACAGAAACAGGUUUCACCACUUUGUAAAUGGUUCUUGCUCUUGUGGUGAUUACUGGUAACUAAAAAUUACCACCUACUCAUACCUUGGCA
This is a messenger RNA of Argentina anserina (silverweed cinquefoil), 1940 nucleotides long. RefSeq names its product pentatricopeptide repeat-containing protein ELI1, chloroplastic. The coding region runs from base 50 to 1909 and encodes 619 amino acids. NCBI's taxonomy places the organism in Eukaryota, Viridiplantae, Streptophyta, Magnoliopsida, Rosales, Rosaceae. Gene Ontology annotation, molecular function: zinc ion binding; protein binding. The transcript has a single exon. The record is from RefSeq and is a predicted model, not a curated record.